GUUGAAUCAGACGUAAUCAAGUAGUCGACAUGGACACACGUUUGCUGAUUGCACUGUUGCUGCUGGCGGUUUGCAGGGGAGAGGAUCAGGAUCGGGAUCAGGAUCGGGAACAGGAUCGGGAUCAGGAUCAGGAUCUGAGGAAGCGAUUGAAGCCCGGGCGAUAUAUUCCUGAUCUGCAUGGAGCUACGGGUUGGUAUAUACCGGAUAAUAAAGGAAAGUACCGACACGAUCCCAGGCCUUAUGACGGCGGCUACGGGGAUCGCGGUGAGCCGUAUUACUCCGAUCUUCGUGGCCUUUUUACCAAUGCCCAGAAGCAAUUGGAACAUGGCCUAUCGCUUGGCCCACGGGAUCAUCUGCGCUUCAUGAUCGACUUCAACUUCAAUGGCACCGGCUGGCAGAUAAUCCAGUUCCAGUGGGUCCGGGAUGGCGAUGAAUCCGAUCCUGAUGCCAAGCAGUAUAGCUAUUUGAAUGAGAAUAAAUUGUGGGACUCGGACCAGGCCUAUGAGUACCAGCAGCCCGACGAUGGUUGUCAGAUGAACUGUCAGCCGGAUGCUGCAGAGUAUCAGGAUCCACAGCAGCCUGUCCAGAGCCCAAUCGGAGAUCAGGAGCAGACAAGAUCGAACAUCAAUUCAGAGCAGGAUCCUGUCAAGAUUCAUGACACCAUCAAUGAGGUCCUGGAGUACAUCCAACAACGAAUCCUACCAAACUUGCAAUGAAUCUGUUACAUACCUUCGGGAAUAAAAAACAAACUGUAACGAUUUAAUAAAUCAUGAAAAAUAA
Drosophila subpulchrella is the source of this 780-nucleotide messenger RNA. RefSeq lists its product as uncharacterized. The coding region runs from base 30 to 716 and encodes 228 amino acids. The record is from RefSeq and is a predicted model, not a curated record. The transcript is spliced from 2 exons. Lineage: Eukaryota; Metazoa; Arthropoda; Insecta; Diptera; Drosophilidae.